UCCUGCAUCCUGAACUUCCUCAACUCUCGGACCAGCUGAGUCCUGCUGCUGAACUCGACUUGAACCCGAGCACAUUUUUUUUAGCUCAGACUCAAGAAAAGCCGCAGGAGGGAAGUCUGUUUUUUUGUCUUUUAUUUGUCUGUCCAAGUAAAAAUCGACGUUUCGCCGCUACAGUUAGCUGACGGCUAGUCGGUUAGCAUGCUGCUGUCUCCCCACAUCAGACCGCUCUCUGUGGAUUGACUUCAUCUCGUCAUGACCGGAUCAAAAUGUCCUAAAACACAGGAUUCUGAGCUGCAGACUUCGUACCAAGCAGAUGAGAAGCUUGAAGAGCUGAAGGAUCCAGGAGACGAUGGAGAAGAAAAGCAGGAUGAAAGCGAGAACAGAGAGGAGGAGGAAGAGGAGGAGGAUGGGCAUGAGGCGGACGAGUCAAACUCCGAGUUGCCAUUCAAAAGAUCGGAGAGAAAUUUGAAAUCAAGUUUUUUAAGAACAUUGCUGGGCUGCGUGGCAGCAGUUGGAUGUGGACUCCUCUUUGCUGCGUAUCUCUUCACUUACCAUGACAGAAAGUUUUGGUUUUCCACCCGACAGGAAUUGGAGCGUGAAAUCACCUUCCAGGAAGGCAGCGGCAUUUAUUAUUAUUACUACAAACACAUGCUGAACUCGGCAUCUUUCCAGAGAGGAUUUUACGAGUUGGUGUUUGACAACAGGACGAUUGCAGGCCAAACCAUUAAUGCAGUAGAGCGCCUCUCUCUGUAUCCAGAACUCAUGACCAGCUUCAUUUACAGGCUCUAUGUUGGACAGGAUUACAUGGAGCCCAUUUACUUCUACAUCGGAACAGUGUUCAGCCUCCAAGCGGUGCACGUCACCGCUCUCUUUAUGUGCAGCUGGAUGUUGAGCGGCACCUGGGUCUCUGGCAUGUUGACCGUGGUCUGGUAUGUGAUCAAUAGACUGGACACGACCAAAGUCGACCAGGCAGUUCCUCAAAGGGACCACUGGGCGCUGCCCUACUACUCUUGUCAAGUGGCAGCUUUAACUGGAUUUCUCAGCAACAAAAUUAACACUGUUACAGAGAUGCUGUGCUAUCUGACCAUGAGUGCCACCACCUUCAGCUUCCUCCUCAUGUGGGAACACAGCCACUACAUUCUCUUCAUCCAAGCCCUUUGUCUGUUCUUCCUUGACUCGUUUGACCUGCUGCCGCCUCAUAAGGUAGCAGACGUCCACAAGGUCUAUAUUAGCUCCUUGUUUCUUGCCUACCUGGUGCAGUUUCAGAACUCAGCCCUGCUCAGCUCGCCGCUGCUGAGCCUGAUCAUUGGCUCGGUGCUAGCCAGGCACUUCCAGCAAACAAUGAAGGUGGGCCCUUUAGUGGCCAGAGUGAUGAAGCUCUUUCUACAUUUCUACCUGGUUUUCACCACAUCGAUCACCUUUGGUUACUUGGUCAAGAAACUGUCUCCUCCAAGUGAAAGUGACUUCAUAUUGAAGUUUCUCGAAGUGAAAUUUGGACUCAAUACCACAACAGACUUCAUCACCAACUUCCUCCUAUGUGCGGAAAGUCUUCAGGCUCCGAGUCAGGACUUAUUUCUGCGACUGACUCAGACCUCUCUUCUCCCCUUCUACUUCCUGGUACUCACGGUCUGUCUCCUGUCGACACUGGAGACUAUUUAUAGAAGAUUAAGCGGGCAGCCAGCAAACACCACCGUCAGUUUUGAAGACGGCCGUAUUGGGGAACAUCCCGAGAUCAUCUAUCAUGUUUUCCACACGCUGCUUUUAGGUGGACUGACAUUGCUCUUUGAUAGGGUGAAGUACCUGUGGACGCCGUAUGUCUGCAUGUUCACAGCGUUUGGCGUGUGUUCUCCUGACCUUUGGAUGACGGCACUCAAAUGGCUCAAAUUCAAGUCCACGCACCCUGUUGUCAUGGCUCUGAUGCUGAGCACCGUGGUUCCUACCAUCAUCGGCUUCAGUUUGUGGCGAGAGUAUGGACCUCAUGUCCUUGCCGAACUGGUCCAUGAUGAGUUGGAGUUUUAUGAUCCAGAGACGGUGGAGCUGAUCAGCUGGAUCAAGCUGAAGACGCCGGCUGCAGCAGUGUUCGCUGGAAGCCCUCAGCUGCUGGCCACUGUGAAGAUGUGUUCUGGCUCAGCUGUCACCAGUUUACCACUCUACUCUGAUGUCAGUCUGCUGAGAAGAACUGAAGACACGCACCAGGUGUACGCGCUGAGAUCUGCCGAGGAAGUCUACAAGAUUCUGACGUCUCACAAGACAAAUUAUGUGAUCAUUGAGGAGUCGAUAUGCACUGAGCUCAGUUACGAUAGAACGUGUCGAAUUAAAGAUCUGCUCGACAUAUCCAACGGACAUGUGGUGUACGAGCACGGAGAGAUUUACUCCUUCUCCAAACAGGGACGUUUCUGUCACGAGAUCAAGUUGAACUACUCACCGUAUACCAACUACUUCACCCGAGUCUUCUGGAACGGCUUGUACCACGUCUACAAAGUCAACUCAGUCAUUUCCUUCCAGUACUGACGACAGCCUGCGGAGGCGACGCUGUGCUCCUUUCAGGGUGUGGUUGCCGGAACUGUUUACUCUGCACCGGAGUCCAACUGUUACUUCAGCAUUAUAUUGUUGCCUUAUUUACUCAUGACUUGUGAUUAUUCUCACAUAUGUACAGUUUGUUGAGGAAUA
This is a messenger RNA of Synchiropus splendidus (mandarinfish), 2670 nucleotides long. Its product is annotated as probable C-mannosyltransferase DPY19L4. Gene Ontology annotation, cellular component: nuclear inner membrane. Gene Ontology annotation, molecular function: mannosyltransferase activity. The coding region runs from base 253 to 2511 and encodes 752 amino acids. Lineage: Eukaryota; Metazoa; Chordata; Actinopteri; Syngnathiformes; Callionymidae. The transcript has 19 exons. The record is from RefSeq and is a predicted model, not a curated record.